UAAAACAAGAAAAUUAACCAGUGUAGUGAGUUGCUUGGUCUCGCGCAUUUUAUCGGCUCUGUUUUCAUUGCAAACUUUGGUAAAAAUGUCAAAACUAGAUGUUUUACAUUCUAAAUUGGUGAGGCGUAUGUCAGCUGUCAUUCGCGAUAUAUUAGAGGAGGUGGGAGCGACGAUGAAGGAUUUUCAGGAAGAAACAACCCGCGUGCGAACAGAAAACGCAAAGAUCAAACAACAGCUAAGGGAUGUGUUGAACAGGACAGAGACACGUCUAAACGUACAAGUCCACCAUGUCUCUCAGCAUGUUUCUGAUGAAGUCUCAGCCACAGAAUUACCAGCACGUGGGUUUGGGUCCCAAAUGGAAUCUGAAGACCAGGCUCAGCAAACAGAGACCUAUGGUCCGAGUCAAGAUUCAUCUAGUGAAGAGAAGCCACGCUCACAAGAUUUGAUUUCAGUCUGCAAGACAGAGGCAGAGGAAAUGGAGUUAAUGUCCUUACCUACUGUCAGAACAGAGAACAUUAAGAUGGAGCCAGAGGACACUAUCAUCACAAUAACAUCAGUAACUACUAAGUGUAACGACUCCGAAACCAAUCACCAGCUAAGAACAGCCUAUGACGUUUCAACCACGGCGAGGAAAAUACGGGGAAGGCAGUUCCAUCACACACGACACUCCAAACCGAGGAAGGUUGCCAAAAAAAGGGCAAAAGAAGAUGGGUACUAUAAAUGUAGCAUGUGUGGAAGGCAUUUGAAGGACUUGGCAAAGCUGCAAUUGCACAUGAGGAUGCAUGAAAAGUCCUACAGCUGUCAUUUGUGUGGCAGAGACUUUUUGAAGUUUGACUAUUUACGGAUGCACAUGCGCACACACACAGGUGAGCGGCCUUACCGUUGCAAGUGGUGCUCAAAGACCUUCAGCCAGAGUGGCAAUACGAGAAGACAUGAGCGUACGUGCCAGAGAUCCACUGUAGAAAAAACAGUGCAAACACUAGAAGAGCCUUCCCUGUUCCAGGAAAUAAACAAGGUUGACACUGAUUCCAACACUCUUUGACUAAAAAAACAGUGCAAACACUAGAAGAGGCUUUCAUGUUCCAGGAAAUAAACAAGGUUGACACUGGUUCCAACACUCUUUGACUAAAGAGUUUUUAAUACUGUUCCGUGACAUUUCUUGUCGUUUGUGAUUACUGGAUAAGGAUUCUCACUAAUUAUGUCUGGUGAGGAUUUCCAGUUAUGUUAGCUACUGAUCCUUGGAAUUAAUAGCUUUAAAUGAUCUUGCACAUUAGUUAACAAAUAUAUCCAGUAAGAAAAAAAAUUUUUAGUAUAGAAUGCAGCUCAAUGGACGAUUCAGCUUUUCUCGUUACCCUUACCACAUGGCCGUCCAUGUGUAAGCGGGGCCACCUCAGAAGUGAUCACUGGCUGUUGGGUGGUGGUCCCACGAUAGUCAUCACCAUCUGGGGUGGUGGGGCCGAUAUGUUUGCCGAUACGUUUGCCUGGUUGCACUGCCCUAAUGACGGCCAUGCCAUUUGAAGACCAUUUUGUGGUAAAAAAAUGUUUUUAUUUACUACAGAAAUGUCCAUGACUUUUUACAUUUUCUUAAUUUCCAUGACUGAUACCAUGCUUUCCAUGGCCGUAGGAAUCCUGUUGAUAAGGAGAGGUCUAAUUAAAUAUUAGGCAAGGCUCAAUGGUAUGUGUAUACAAAUUAUUACAAAUCAAUAUGGUAGACUGCACACAAAAAUUUACUUUAAAAAAGAAAUUACACAGAAAAAUUGUCAUAACACCAACAUCCCAUUUAAAAGGCUGUAUCUCAGUUUUAAAACAAUGAUGUAAAUAUGGGUAUUUUCCACUGUGUAACCACAAAUAAUUGACCUGAUUAGAAGUAAAUGAACUUUCUUUUGACAUUAUUAACUGUUUGUAUCUGAGAAAAAUGUUUAUAUGGUUCAUUCUUGCUAUUAAAUGGAUUUUGAACCAG
Molecule: messenger RNA, 1960 nt
Organism: Myxocyprinus asiaticus (Chinese sucker)
Lineage: Eukaryota; Metazoa; Chordata; Actinopteri; Cypriniformes; Catostomidae
Product: zinc finger protein 583-like
Exons: 2
Coding region: 86-1042 (318 amino acids)
Biological process (GO): negative regulation of transcription by RNA polymerase II
Molecular function (GO): DNA-binding transcription repressor activity, RNA polymerase II-specific
Source: RefSeq, a predicted model, not a curated record